AUCCAAAACAUAAUUAGUAUAACGAUACUACUACUAACCGACUGGACUAGAUUAUUCUACUUGAUAUAUCCUCUCGAGAACUAUUGCUGCCGCUACUCGUUUCAUAUCUCCGUCUCCGGCUCGAUCCGCCAAGUAGAGUAAGCAGGUAUCUCCGAGCAUCUUGACAUCGCUUCUUUCCUGCUUCUGUUUCCUUUGACCUUAUUACAGAGGGAGGACUCAUCAUUCUUCUUUCUCUUCUACUUUUUUUCAUGUUUAUUUUGGGGUUUAGGGUUUUAGAAGUUUGAUCGAUCUGUUAUUAUAACUUUGGUUUCAAUCGAUCUGGGUGUCCAUUUGCUUUUCGAUGUUUAGGAUUUUCUGUGCUUAUUUGAAUCACCUUGUAUCUUGUAUUUCUCCUUGUAAUUUAGCACAUCAUCUGCACUGCAGCAAUGACUAAAAAGAAGAAUCCUAAUGUUUUCUUGGAUGUAUCAAUUGGUGGGGAUCCCGUUCAACGGAUUGUCAUUGAGCUUUUUGCUGAUGUUGUCCCCAAGACAGCGGAAAACUUCCGUGCCCUCUGCACAGGUGAGGCGGGCGUUGGAAAGUCCACUGGGAAGCCUCUACAUUUCAAAGGAUCAUCUUUCCAUCGGGUUAUCAAAGGAUUCAUGGCUCAGGGUGGUGAUUUUUCCAAUGGGAAUGGCACUGGUGGGGAGAGCAUCUAUGGUGGGAAGUUUUCAGAUGAGAACUUUAGAUUGGACCAUGAUGGAGCUGGAGUCCUUUCAAUGGCAAAUUGUGGCCCAAAUACCAACGGGUCCCAAUUUUUUAUACUUUUUAAACGCCAACCACAUCUUGAUGGGAAGCAUGUUGUAUUUGGCAAAGUCGUUGAAGGGAUGGCAGUAAUCAAGAAAAUGGAACUUGUGGGGACGAGUGAUGGGAAACCUACUAGCCCAGUCAAAAUAAUAGACUGUGGUGAAACGUCUCAGAUAAGAGCACAUGAUGCUGCUGAAAGAGAAAAAGGGAAAUCGAAAAAAUCAAACAAGAACUUUUCUCCUGGUGACGUAUCUGACCGUGAAGCUAAGGAGACACGCAAAAAAGAAUCUAACGAGAAAAGGAUAAAACGAAAAAGAAGAUACUCUUCGUCAGAUUCAUAUAGCUCAAGUUCCGACUCAGAUUCAGAUUCGGAAUCAGAAGCAUAUUCAUCUUCCUCCUAUGAGUCUAGUUCUUCCAGUGAUGGGAAGCAUAGGAAGAGGAAGUCAACAACAAGACACAAAGGCCGACGCGGGGAAAGAAAGAGUAAAGGACGAAGCGGGAAAAAGAAAGCUCGGCCAGAUAGAAAACCAAGCACGAAUAGUUCAAGUGACACGGAGAGUAGCAGCAGUUCUGAUGAUGAGAAAGUGGGCCACAAAGCCAUAAAGUCAGUGAAAGUUGAUAACGCUGAUCAACACGCCAACUUGGAUGACUCAGUGAAAUCAAGGAGCAGGAGCCCAAUUCGUAGGAGAAACCAAAACAGCAGGAGCAAAAGUCCUAGUAGGAGCCCUGUGAGAGUUCUUGGAAAUGGAAACAGAAGUCCUAGUAGGAGCCCUGUGAGAGAUCUUGGAAAUGGAAGCAGAAGUCCUCGUGAGAAGCCAACAGAGGAAACUGUGGGGAAAUCUUUCAGAAGCCCAUCUCCAAGUGGUGUGCCCAAGCGCAUCCGAAAGGGGCGUGGGUUCACCGAACGCUAUUCCUUUGCUCGGAAGUACCAUACUCCUUCUCCUGAGCGUUCUCCUCCUAGACAUUGGCCUGACAGAAGAAACUUUCAGGAUAGGAACAGGGAUAGGUAUCCGAGCAACAGAAGUUACUCUGAGCGCUCACCGAGGGGACGCUUUAGAAGCCCACCCAGAAGAAGGAGCCCUCCAAGGUACAACCGGAGGAGAAGGAGCACUUCUCGGAGUCCAGAUGGGUACCGUAGACGAUUGAGAGACGGAAGCAGGAGCCAGAGUCCGAGGCAUCGUAGCCGUAGCCAGAGCCCUAGAAAGAGGCAGCCAAUUAGCCAAGACCUGAAAUCCCGUCUCGGGCCACAGAGAUCCCCCAUCAGAGGAGGACGCACCUCUCCUGCAGAAUCACUCAGCCCUUCUCACUCACCUUCUCCACCAGGAAAGAGAGGUCUGGUUAGCUAUGCGGAUUGA
Molecule: messenger RNA, 2138 nt
Organism: Arabidopsis thaliana (thale cress)
Lineage: Eukaryota; Viridiplantae; Streptophyta; Magnoliopsida; Brassicales; Brassicaceae
Product: Cyclophilin-like peptidyl-prolyl cis-trans isomerase family protein
Exons: 11
Coding region: 426-2138 (570 amino acids)
Biological process (GO): protein folding
Cellular component (GO): nucleoplasm; nuclear speck
Molecular function (GO): peptidyl-prolyl cis-trans isomerase activity
Source: RefSeq, marked reviewed